AUGUGGCUCUUUGCAUGGCUGUGCCUUGUGCUUAGUUUUCUGGGAGGAGUGAGCUGUACCUGUCCCUCUGAGUGCACCUGUGAUUUUCACGGCAGAAAUGACGGCUCAGGAUCGAGGUCAGUGCUGUGUAAUGACCUGGAUAUGAAUGAAGUUCCUACAAACUUCCCCGUGGACACUGUGAAGCUUCGGAUAGAGAAGACUGUGGUGCGAAGGGUCCCUUCAGAGGCCUUCUACUACCUGGUGGAGCUGCAGUAUCUCUGGCUGACGUACAACUUGGUGGCCAGCGUAGAACCCAGCAGCUUUUACAACCUGAAGCAGCUACAUGAGCUGCGUUUGGAUGGGAAUGCCCUGACGGCUUUCCCGUGGGUGUCUCUGCUGGACAUGCCCCACCUGAGGACACUGGACUUGCAUAAUAACAGAAUUACCAGUGUGCCAAACGAGGUGGUCAGAUAUCUGAAGAACCUUACCUACUUGGAUUUGUCAAGCAAUAGACUAGCCACGCUGCCACCAGAUUUCCUGGACAGUUGGUCCCAUUUAGCUGUGACACCUUCUCGAAGCCUGCAUCUUCCACUGAGAAGAAUUAUUCUCGGUUUACAGGACAAUCCUUGGUUCUGCGACUGCCACAUUUCCAAACUGAUGGAGCUGUCGAAAGUUGCCGACCAUGCUGUCAUACUGCUCGACCCUCUGAUGGUCUGCAGUGAACCCGAGCGUCUGCAAGGGAUCUUGUUUCAGAGGGCAGAGCUGGAACAGUGUCUGAAGCCCUCAGUGAUGACCUCAGCUACCAAAAUCACGUCUGCUCUGGGUAGUAACGUUCUGCUGAGGUGUGACGCCACUGGCUACCCCACCCCACAGCUGAUGUGGACCAGAUCCGACAGCUCACCAGUUAAUUAUACAGUAAUUCAGGAGUCUCCAGGAGAAGGAGUCAGAUGGUCCAUCAUCAGCUUGACAGGCAUCUCCUACAAGGAUGCUGGGGAUUACAGGUGUAAAGCCAAAAAUCUAGCUGGGACAUCAGAAGCUGUGGUUUCGGUGACUGUUGUUGGUGAUGUUACGACCACCCUAGUACCAGACACUACAGGAAGGAGCCCUGGAGAGCACCCUGAGCAGGAUCCCCAGCCAGGAGCAGGAGGAUCAACGCCUCUACCUAAGUCAUGGUUGUCGCCCGGGCUCUCUUCUACUGUGUUCUAUUCCUCUCCCUCAACUGCUCUAUCUACAUCCACAUCGCCUCCUUCUUCCUUCUCUUUGCCUCCUGUCUUCUCUGUUGCUUCGGCAACCACAAGUGUCAAAGCCAGCAGCUCAGAAAGCACCAUCAGGAUGAGCCACCAGCCCUUCCUGCUCCACCCCAGCAGCGUCGGGAAAAGCAGCCCAAAGCUGGAGAAGAAUGGAAGUAAGUUUCCUCCAGUCAGUGCAAGUAAGAAAGAGGAGUUGGCGCUGUUGGACCAGGCAAUGCCUACAGAGACAAAUGUCACUAUAGACAACCUCAGGGUGGCCAUCGAAACUGGAGUAAGUGUGACUUUGACAUGGAACACCACCACACAGGGGUCUGCUGUGACUGUGCUGUAUUCCAAGUAUGGAGAGAAGGACCUGCUGCCAGUGAAUGCAGACUACGGCAAGAACCAGGCCACCAUAGAUGGCCUGGAACCUGGUAGUCAGUAUAUAGCUUGUGUCUGUCCAAAAGGAGUGGCUCCCCGGAAGGACCGGUGUAUCCUGUUUUCUACCAACAGAGCGGAAGAACGUGACUCACAGUGGUCACUCCUGAUCGUGGUGACCAGUACUGCCUGUGUUAUAGUCAUGCCCCUCAUUUGUUUUUUAUUAUAUAAAGUCUGCAAACUGCAAUGUACAUCAGACACUUUCUGGGAAGAUGAUUUGGCAAAAGAGACCUAUAUCCAAUUUGAGACCCUAUCGCCCAGAUCACAAAGUUUAGGAGAGCUGUGGACACGGAGGCACAAAGAUGAUGCAGAGAAGUUGCUGCUGUGUUCUCGGUCAAGUGUGGACUCUCAGGUGAAUUAUAAAAGCGAUGGUUAUAGACCAGAAUAUUAUUGCUGA
Messenger RNA from Onychomys torridus (southern grasshopper mouse), 2043 nucleotides. RefSeq names its product leucine rich repeat, Ig-like and transmembrane domains 3 (gene Lrit3). The coding region runs from base 1 to 2043 and encodes 680 amino acids. The record is from RefSeq and is a predicted model, not a curated record. The transcript has 4 exons. Lineage: Eukaryota; Metazoa; Chordata; Mammalia; Rodentia; Cricetidae. Gene Ontology annotation, molecular function: protein binding.